AUGGUGGACGUGACGGAACUCUGCGAAGAUGGCUACAGAUUGGCAAUACAGGCUGUAGAUUUAGACAAAAUGGGAAGCGGAGGUGCAGCUGCUUUUUUCUACAUUGAAGCUGCCGAAGCUCUCAUCAAAGCAUUAUCAUAUGAUCCCAGUUUAGAGGUGAGAGAUAAAGCUUCGCAGUAUGUCAGGCGAGCCGAGGAGCUCCGAGCGCUGGAAGAAGGUUCAUCUCACGCACCUACUUCUUUCAAGACUUCACAACAGAAUGGUGUGGAGAGAGCAGAAUUUCUUCUGAAGCAAGCACUACAUGAAGAUGAAAGAGGCAGACAAAUUGAUGCUUUACCUCUCUACACUGAUGCAGCCGAUCUUUGCAUCAAAACUAGCAGCAGUCUACCAGAUAGUGAUAAUUUAAAGAAAAAACUCCAUGGUCUUGCCAAGCAAGCAAUAGAGAGAGCUGAGGCAAUUAAGGCAACAUUAAGUACUAAGCCCGAAAGCGCUGGGUCAGAUUCAACGACAAUCACUAGAGGUGUGAAGGACCUUUCCUUAAUGUCGUCUGGAGAAUCAACCCCUGGGACAAGCACUGGGGACAAGAGACCUCAUCUCACAGUCAAGGAAUUGGAAGUUUUAAAGAGAACUUCUUAUAUAAAUGGUAAGCUGUACCCUCCCUGGCUGGAUAUUGACCUGAAAGAAAGAUUUGCUUAUCCUGACUGUUAUAGUGAUAAAGAUGGUCAGCUUGCCCUGUCACAGAAACAGAAAGCUCGCUUUACUAAAUGGUUAAGGCCAACAGAGUUGUGUGAAAACCCAGAAAUGAUUUAUGCUAUAUCAAGCUUCAGUAUCAAACAGACCAUUGUGUCAGAUUGCUCUUUUCUGGCCUCGCUGGCGAUCAGUGCUGCUUACGAGAGAAACUUUAAAAAGACUCUUAUUACAAGUAUCAUUUACCCACAAAAUCGCGCGGGAAAACCAGUUAUUAAUCCAUCUGGUAAAUACAUGAUUAAGCUGCGAAUCAAUGGAGUCUCAAGAAAGGUGAUUAUUGAUGAUACCCUUCCUGUUGGAAGAGAUGGAGAACUCCUCUGCUCCUACUCCAACAAUCGCAAUGAAAUGUGGGUCAGUCUUAUUGAAAAGGCUUAUUUAAAGGUGAUGGGAGGAUACGAUUUUCCCGGGUCCAACUCCAGCAUUGACCUACACGCUCUUACAGGCUGGAUUCCCGAGAGAAUGUCGAUAAAACGAAACAAUCCAACGUUUAAUGAGAGUAUGCAUUUCGAUCGUCUCUUGAAUGGAGUGAGAAGUGGGGACUGUCUCGUCACGGUCGCAACAGGCCCAAUGAGCGAAAGCGAGGCUGACCGAGCGGGACUUGUGCCCACUCAUGCCUAUGCAUUGUUAGACAUCAGGAAAGUCAAGGGACAUCGUCUUCUUCAACUCAAAAAUCCUUGGAGUCAUUUGAGAUGGAAAGGAAAAUUCUCCGAAAUGGACUCAACUAGUUGGACGCCGGAGCUUCAGAGAGCCUUGAACUACGACAGGAAAAGUGCUAUACAGAUUGACAAUGGAGUAUUUUGGAUCAGCUGGGAAUGCGUUAUGCAGUUUUUCGACGUGAUCUACAUGAACUGGAACCCCAAACUCUUCAAAUAUCGCUUCUCUCUGCACUCGACCUGGACAUCUGCUGAAGGACCCAAGAAAGACGUUUAUAAUAUCGGAGACAAUCCGCAGUACAAACUGGAGUUACUUUCCUCUGACAGAGAUACUGUGGUCUGGAUCCUUCUUACUCGGCACAUCACACAAAAGGAUGAUUUUGCAGAAAACAAGGAGUUCAUAACCGUUCAUGUGUAUAAGUCAGAUGGUGGAAGGGUGUUUUAUCCGGACAACCCACUCUUGGAAGGCACUAAAAUAAACAGUCCAUUUUACCUCGCUAAACUAAAUGCCCCGAAAGGAACAAACCGCUUCACACUUGUUGUCUCUCAGUAUGAAAAAACAAAUACAAUUCACUACACGCUGAAGGUUUUUUCUUCAACUGAAUUCCGUUUAUCUCCAGUUCCUGUCCCCUACACAGUUGAAAAGCAGGUAAGUUCCUGCAGACGCCAUGUGUUCGAAGUUAAGUCGUCGCAUCUACUAACCUUUGGAUUAGACAAACACCCUCUCUUUUUCGUUUUUUUACAGGUGACCGGUGAAUGGAGGGGAAAAUUAGCCGGUGGCUGCCCUAACUUCUCUUCACAUUCCAAUAAUCCCGUGUAUCGCCUGCAAAUCAAGACAACUUCACCCUCAGAAACUGCUGAAGUUCUACUAAAACUGCGAGGGCCCAAGCAGUUUUCAGUUGGAGCCAUAUUUCGUUCUGUAGAGCUCGCCUCGGAUGGGAGACCCAUUUACGAGGCGUACUCUGAAACCUACAGGCCUGGCUUUUACGUUCAGCAGCUGACCAAAGUGCCCACGGGCACAUAUGAUGUGAUUCCUUCGACUUUUCACCCAGGACAAGAGGGGCCUUUCAUAUUGACGAUAUCAGCAAGCUGUAAAAUGGCACUGGGAAAAAAGUAGACAGUCUUACAGUUCACUUUUCUUAGAGCGGUAAAAUGAGCCUGCGGUCUUGUCACUGGUGAGAAAAGAUUGGCUCUUCCUCACUCUCUCACUGGUAUUGCUUUCUUUCCAGCGAGUUAAGUGUGGAUUUGGAGAAAAGUAGGUUCAAUGGAUUUAGAGGAAAACUAUUGGUUGAGAAUCUGAAAUAAGGACAGAAUGCAACUAAAGGCUGAAAGCCGCCAAAUAAGGAAAUUCACAAUUCCUAAAAAGUCAGAUCUUGAAAAGUAAGAGAAUUUUGAUAGAAGGCGAUAAUGCCUAAUACGAAUGCACAGCUGUUGCAGUCGUUUUUUAAUUCAAUUGAUAAUUUGAUAAAAAUACUGAAAGCGGAAAAUAUGAUAGUAAAAUAUUGAAAUUUCUCGAAAUGAAUUUUGAAAUUUCAUACCUUUCUCAAGGAUACAGAUUGAAAUCAUCUUUAAAAAGAUGAUUAACUUAACUCUGUGAAGUCCUGGUAUAGUUAAUGCUUUUUAUCUCUGUAGAAAUGUGUGGAAGUAAAUUGGUGAAUAAACGCUUUAUCUUACAGUGAACUUAUCUGAGUAAUA
Molecule: messenger RNA, 3095 nt
Organism: Pocillopora verrucosa
Lineage: Eukaryota; Metazoa; Cnidaria; Anthozoa; Scleractinia; Pocilloporidae
Source: RefSeq, a predicted model, not a curated record